Messenger RNA from Dreissena polymorpha, 908 nucleotides. RefSeq lists its product as uncharacterized. Gene Ontology annotation, molecular function: chitin binding. Bases 1 to 822 code for a protein of 273 amino acids. The transcript is spliced from 5 exons. Lineage: Eukaryota; Metazoa; Mollusca; Bivalvia; Myida; Dreissenidae. Gene Ontology annotation, cellular component: extracellular region. The record is from RefSeq and is a predicted model, not a curated record.
AUGCCCCCGUGCCCCGCGCGUUCUAAAUUCAGCGCGAGCGUUAACGUGUGUGUGCCGGAAGGCAGCGUAUUUGACGACUGCAUAUCGAAAGGCGGCGUGCCGGUGACGGACGGGUUACCAAUCAUCCCUGACGCUGGUCCACUAUCUAUUGAGGAGCGUUGCAACAUGUUUGGCGGCAUAAUCGCCCAUCCCACGGAAUGCCAGGCAUACUAUAACUGCAGUAUGCGCUACCAGAAUGUACCUCGCGUUCUGGAACAACACAUGGUCGAGUGUUCGUACCCCGAACUCUUUAACGCGGAGACUAAGAAGUGUGAACAUUUUGAAAACGUGAAAUGUGGAUCUAGACGAGAAUUUAAAUAUGCUUGCAACUACAGAAGGAACAGCUGCCCAGUAGCCCACUGUAUUCCUUGCAGUGUCUGGUCCGGCAACUGUGAGGGGAAACCCGACGGCAUUGCACCGCACGAGACGAAACUGUGGAGUCCAUACUAUGUGGUCUGCUACAAAGAACGCGCCGUUGAGCACAACACGUGCAAUGCUGACGAGAGCGGACGGGGGCAGUUAUUCCAUCCAGACUUGAACCAAUGUGUUCCUCUGGACAUGAUCCCGCGAGAUCACGGAGGAAUGAUGCCCGAGUGCGGGACCAAGUUAGACGGCCUCUACCCGGAUGUGUUCGGUCGGUGUGACCGAUAUGUCCACUGCAAAGGCGGCAAGUACACGGGCACUGUCAAGUGCGCGGUCGGCGAGGUGUUUGACUUCACUCGUGCCGCUUGUAUGCCGGAACAUCAAGCCUGUGGGCCGUGCGGCAAGCAUGAAAACUGCUAAGAGAGUGCAUCAAUGUUGGGUAUCGAGAGUGCGAACUUUUCCAGCGUUGAUUGCCAUCGCAGAUUCAUUUUUAAAACAACUGAUUG